ACGAUGCCAGGGCAGGGGAGGGAAGGUCUGAGGCUCUUGCCAAAGAUGUGGAGGAGGCCAGGGACCCUGUGCCCAGGAGCAGUGGGGGGGCCUAGGGCCCAAGAAAAGAGUGGAGGUGUCAGCCCUACCCAAGGACAAGCCCAGAAACUCAGGCAGGAACUUCAGUUCUCUUCCCGUUCCUGAACGUCCGAGGACUCUGACCCCCAGAGCCAGCCAGGAAGCAGUACUGGAGCACGCCAUGGAGCUGGCCCUUGCCAUCAUCCUGUUCUCCCUCCUUCCGGGAGCCCCCCAGGAGAGUCCCCCAGCUCUCCCAUCCAACCUCUCCCCGGGGAAUGCCAGUGUGAGAGAUCUGGAUUCAGUGUGUGGGCACCCACAUGUGUCAGGCCGCAUCGUGUCGGGACAGGAUGCCCAGCCGGGCCAGUGGCCAUGGCAGGUCAGCCUGAGAGAGAAUGGACAGCACGUAUGUGGGGGCUCCCUGAUCACCGAGGCCUGGGUGCUGACUGCAGCCCACUGCUUAGACCAGAAACAGCCGCUGUCGGCCUACUUCGUGCUGCUGGGCUCCAUCUCCUCCUACCCGCAGGCCCACGAGCCCCAGGAGCUCCGAGCCGUGGCCCAGGUCGUCACCCAUCCACACUACUCAGAGGAGCAUGGAAGCGGGGACAUUGCCCUGGUGCAGCUGGCCUCGCCUGUCACCUUCAGCGACCUCAUCCUUCCCGUCUGCCUCCCCAGGCCUGGAGACCCCCUGGGUCACGGCACCUGGUGCUGGGUCACAGGCUGGGGGAACAUCGGCACGAAUCUGCAAGCACUGCCUCCACCCUUCGUCCUGCAAGAGCUGCACCUGCCACUCAUUGACGCCCAGACCUGCGACGGCUACUACCAUGAGAAUUCUGGCAGCCCCUGCCAGGAGCCCAUCAUCCUCGAGGACAUGCUCUGUGCCGGCUUCGAGAAUGGCCAGAUGGAUGCCUGCGGGGGUGACUCCGGAGGCCCCCUGGUCUGUGACAUUAACGGCGUCUGGACCCAGGCAGGCAUAGUGAGCUGGGGGUCUGACUGCGGCCUCCCCAAGCGGCCAGGUGUUUACACCAACGUCAGCGUCUACACCACGUGGAUUGGCAGCACAAUCCAGAGCUCAGCCCGAGAUGACCCUGCAAGAAAGUUUGAGAAAGGUUCAACUCCCAGCAUUUACCUGGAGGACAGGUUCGGGGGGCGCCUGGGGCCUGCCACACGGACAGAGUCCGGCUUUGCACUCCUGGAAAGACAAAAGCCAAGGCCAUUUCCCCAGAAGAGUCUGGCCAGGCUGGAGAAGGUGGGCCUUUCCCAUCAGCCCUCUCCCCCAGGGGCGCCUACAGUCCGUACAUCCAGCCUGUGUCGUGGCCUCCUCCUCCGAGUUCCAGAACCGGACCGACUGCUGGGUGACCGGCUGAGGAGACCGUGAGCCAGAAGCCAGAGUCCAGAGGGAGGCCAGCCGGGCCCAGCCUGCAGGCGUGUUGGGGUCACGGAAGGGCUGUGUCAGAAAGGCCUCAGGUGUUUUAUAAAUUGGGAUUUAAUUUCUCAAACCAUGAAAUUCACCCUUUAAAGUAUACAAUUCAGUGGUGUUCAGUAUGUUGACAAAGUCAUGCAACCACCAUCACUCUAAUUGCAGAAGAUUUUUCUAAUCUCAAAAUUCAAUCCCAUAUUUGUCCUAGGGCCCUCCCCCUCUCCACCACCGACAACCACUUACCUGCUUUCUGUCUCUAUGCAUUAACCACUGCAGACACUUCAUAUAAUGUGUAGUCUUUUGUGCCUGGCUUCUCUUACUCACAUAAUAUUUACAAAGUUCACUCAUAUUGUAGCAUGUAUCUGUACUUAAUUCCUAAAUUCUUUUUGAGGUUUAAUCCAUAUAACAUUAAAUUCACCAUUUUGAAGUA
Molecule: messenger RNA, 1904 nt
Organism: Manis javanica (Malayan pangolin)
Lineage: Eukaryota; Metazoa; Chordata; Mammalia; Pholidota; Manidae
Source: RefSeq, a predicted model, not a curated record